Messenger RNA from Ogataea angusta, 1866 nucleotides. RefSeq lists its product as uncharacterized. Gene Ontology annotation, cellular component: cell cortex; mating projection tip; spindle pole body. The transcript has a single exon. Bases 1 to 1866 code for a protein of 621 amino acids. The record is from RefSeq and is a predicted model, not a curated record. Gene Ontology annotation, biological process: nuclear migration along microtubule; mitotic spindle orientation checkpoint signaling; establishment of spindle localization. NCBI's taxonomy places the organism in Eukaryota, Fungi, Ascomycota, Pichiomycetes, Pichiales, Pichiaceae.
AUGAAGCGGUUGGACCAACUGGAGAAAUGCUGCAGCGGCGUCCAGGAACUCCAAAUAGAACAGGUCGCCCUGUUUGAUGGGGUACAGGUUGAAGCUGCAGUGGACUCGAUCCGAUUGUUCAUACACGAGUUCCUGGCUGUGGGUGAUACGCUCUCUAGCUUGAGCGCAAAUGCACGACACAAAGACACUCUCACCAGAGUGAAUGAGUGCAUCCAAAAAUCUGACGAGCUUUUAGCCGCAUUGGUCACCGCCAUAGAAUCAAAACUGGAAUCAGAACCAGGAUUGGAAUCCACCGUUAAUCAAUUGGAACCGCUGUGUGAGGAGCUACUUACAGCUAAAAAGCACAUCUCGGCGUACUUGGAAAACCUGCAUGUAGCCAUCAGAUACACAGAGCUGGAUGAACAGGUGCUGGGGUCGAUUAGCGACGAGAUUCAAGACUGUUCUAAGGACCUGAGAACGCUCAAAGAGAUGCUUCUCACCAGUCCUGUUAAGAAGCUUCCCAAGCUCGAAUUGGAAGAAAUCAAUGCCAAAAUGACCCAGAGCGAGAGCUUCAAGCUGCGAAUGCCCACAUUCACCUGUCUGGAUGAGCGCUUGCUGGGCUUGUACCAACAACUUGAGGGCAGAGUAGACCCGAUUCAGGCGGCCGUGCUAAUUGUGCCUCAGACCCUGGAAAGCUAUGGAGAGGUGGCGAUGCACAAAAACCCAGGGUCAAUCAUGCACCUUAUAUCAAGGUAUGAGGGCCUUGUGCAAGAGGUGCACGAGCUCAGGUCUGCCUUAAAGCAGAUUUCGCGCGAGCUCGUGGACCGUCGCUGGGAGCACAUUUUUCGGUCUCUAAUGAGGGAGAUCUCUCAAGCACUAGAGGACCUCGAGGACGAGAUGGCUGUCAAGCAUUGUCUGGGAAGCUCCAGUGUGCGCAAUUUGGAAAUUAUAGGCCAGUCAUUGGGUAUUCUGAAGCGUGCAACAGGCGAGAGACUGAUUACCGAUAAGAGUAUGAUUGAGAAGAAAAAGGAAAUGGAAGCACAAUAUCUGCAACUCCAGGAACAACAUUAUGAAUCCAAGAGAAGCUCACCAAGCCCGUCGAUGGCCUCAGCACCUGCGAUAUCCAAAGGAUCGCUUUUUGACGCUCUCCAGCUCAAGCCAGUUUUGAUCGAGUACAACCCGACAUCCGCAAAAAAGCGAAGUCCUCUCAAAUUUGAUAUUCUGGAAGACGACGAGUCUGAAGUCUCCUUCCGCACCGCGUCCAGCAACUCUGUUCUCAAACGACUAAUGGACGAGGCCGAGGACAAAGAGAACGAGACAUCUAGAGACACAGAAGAAGACCUUGCUGAGAAAGUGGAACAACUAGACAUCAAAGAGCGUUCGCCACGAAGUAUGAGGUCUCUUUCUCAGUCAGAUCCUUUCAUCACGCCUAAUGCAAAGCUUCACAGACCAAGCGUUCAGAAACAAGCCGGAAAAACCAAGCUGCUCAAAUAUAUUCCAUUACCAGUUCCUUUGCCAACGACUAGAGACGAAACGUUUAGAAGACAUAUUGAGCCUUCUAAGUCGCAUGUGACCAGAAUUCCGCUUCCUGUGCGUCCUGAGUCUCGUCAGUCGCUUCUCAACUCCAAAAUAAGAGGCGAGCACUACGCGAUGCCUCCAGUGCGGAGCUCGAGCUGUAUUCCACGAUCCAAGCUGCUCGACAAAAUUCAUCCAACACCGUUAAAAACUAAUACACGCCCGCUGUCGGCAUUGGAUAUACACAAGUCCCCGACAAUGAUGGUGCAGCCAACACCGUUACGAGUGAUAAAACAGAGAGCUCGAGCGACAUCGUCUCUGGGUAUCAUCAAUCCUCGACGAGUCGCCUCUUAUGAUAAUGACACUUUCUAA